Gasterosteus aculeatus aculeatus (three-spined stickleback) is the source of this 3742-nucleotide messenger RNA. RefSeq names its product leucine rich repeat containing 3 (gene lrrc3). NCBI's taxonomy places the organism in Eukaryota, Metazoa, Chordata, Actinopteri, Perciformes, Gasterosteidae. Gene Ontology annotation, molecular function: protein binding. The record is from RefSeq and is a predicted model, not a curated record.
GAGAGACAGAGUCUGUCGGGCGGAGGAGCGGAUGGACGCGCAGAGCUGCGGGCGGAACAGCAGUCAGUGCCCUCGGCACCAACAAGUGAGACACCGUUCAUGUUUUUAUGUCCCUCGGAGAUUUAACAACUUCCCCGCGUGCCGCUCUUCACUCUUUAUCCCCUCGCGCGAAGGUGGACGCGUCGGGCACGCGCACGGGACUUUUCUUAUUUUGAAGAAGUGUUGAUGAAAUACUGUUUUUUCAAGAGCGGUUUUUACAUGUGCCGUGAUGUGAAAAAACUACUGCUGCCACAUCGACGAUGUAUCCAUCUUGGUACUACAGAUGUGAAACUGGAUUAAAAAGUAUAUUUGGAUAAAACUCUUACCCGGCACCGCUCUGAGCACCGAGGCACCACAAUAAACCUGAGACUACGGUUCCAGGCAGAAAUACGCUAAGUGGAACUAUGAUUGCGUUGGCCUGACGGGAGCAGUGGGAGGUCGCUGCUGAAUAUGCCGGACUUGGCGGGGCCAGAUAUGCCCUGGAAAUUAUCCAUCCUCGAUGGCUUUGGCAACUUAUGGGGCUUGCUCUUGGGAGUGUUCAUAGCAGGUGCACCAGUGACGGCUUGUCCUACGAGGUGUCACUGUAUAGAGAAGAGUGGCAUGACUGUGGUCCAGUGUAUGUCUCGCAACUUGGAGAGCAUCCCACCAGAUCUUCCAAGAGAUACCGUCGUCCUACUUUUGGCAUCCAACCACAUCACCCACAUCCCCAACUAUGCCUUCAAAGAACUGCACUACCUUCAGGAGCUGGACCUGUCUAAUAAUGACAUAGAAACGGUGGAUCUCGGGGCUUUUCAAGGCGUUUCUGACAGCCUCCUCGUCCUAGAUCUGUCAAACAAUCGCAUCCAAAGUGUUCCUAAAGAGGCAUUUGCGCGUCUGCGGGCGAAAAUCAGCCUCUCGAACAACCCAUGGCACUGCGAGUGCACCCUGCAGGAGGUCCUGAGGGAACUGCGGCUGGACCCCGAGACUGUGAAUGAGGUGAUCUGCCACACGGCGGUGCAGGAAGAGUACGCAGGCAAGCCGGUUAUCCAGGUGUUGGACUCAGGGAUCAACUUCUGCAACUUCCACCACAAGACCACGGACGUAGCCAUGUUCGUCACCAUGUUCGGGUGGUUCACCAUGGUGAUUGCGUACGUCAUCUACUACGUGAGACACAACCAGGAGGACGCCAGGAGGCACCUGGAGUACCUCAAGUCACUGCCGAGCAGCUCGCAGAUAAGCAAGGACUUUGACACCAUCAGCACUGUUCUCUAGGGGGGCUGUGUGUGUGCUGGUGGGUGUAAUAUGUGAGUGAAUGAGUGGUUAACACCAGUGAUCAAGCACACUAUGCUGAGGUCUUUCAGUGACUGAGAUAGGUCUUUGGGUUUUCCAGGCCCCAUAAAUAAAUAGAUGUAUAUUUUUUUUCAUUACAAAAAUAGGUGUUUUAUUAAGAUACGAGUUAAUCUGACAAAGAGAUAGCACAAACUAAACAAAAUACUCACAUUUACAUCAUAGAUCUGGACCGGAGAGAUGUUCACAUGCUGGUGCGAUCCACAGUGUGAUUGAGUUUGAGUAGAACAACCUUUUCCCUCGGUUACUUUUUAUCAAUCGAUUUAUGUUCUUCCAAUCCAGGUAAAAAAAAGGCCUUUUUCUGAGACCUUGGCUAACAUAUGAAAUCGGGCAAGGUGUUAAUGGUAAUGGUAAAUGGUAAAUUCAGUGUGCAUAAGGCAAUUGUAACAGCCCUAUCCCCUUUUAACCUUACACAGUAAAGGACUGACCCAGGAAAUAAGGCUACUAUGUGCAAAUUCUGCAUUGUGUCAUGUUUAAGACACAAAUCUAUUUAAACUAGGAUGCUGCCAUAAUUUACCAGUUCUGAUGCGUCUUUGGUACAGGGCCACGUCAUUACCAGCAAAUGUUCCUGAAUUGAAGGCUCUCCGUGAAAUGUCUUUCAGGGUGACAGGCUGGUUAUUGCUGGUAAUUGUUUAAUGUAUAAUGUGGUGAUGUUGUGAGUUGUGUUUUUGUCUCCGCUACUGACUGAGAAACAGCCUUUAAAUGCAUCCGUGAAAGUCAAACUAGUCGACAGAAAAAACCAAAUGCGUUGUACAGUAGGUAUAGCAACACUAUACGUUUAUCAGGCCCCCUACGAGGACUUAUGCAGACUUUGACCAGAAAUAGAAUUGUGGUACGUCAAAACCAAACAUAAUUUGGGAGAAAUACAAGUUACCUCAAAACAUAAUCUACAGUCCACUUUCAUAUACAGUAUUGCAAUGUAAUAAAAACACAUGUGAACACCUCAAAACCUCGCAAAGAAGCUGUUUACGGGGGCAGAGGAGCUCAGGCACACACCUCACAAAUCACAUUCAUAUGGAACUGAACAUCAAAACGUUGGUUGACUAAACCGAGGUCACUAGGUGGGUUCGAAACAGAGAUUAAUGAAACGCAACGCAAGCCUUGCAAAUGUGUCCCAAUAACCCCGGUUCAUGCUCGCCGACACGUAUGUUGUUACUAAAUGAAUAUGAAUGAGCAUGACAGAGAUGUAAUAGGGCUCAGUGAAAUAUAACUCUCUACUCUCCCCUUUCACAUUACAGCCUCCUGGUUCAAUAUUAAAGCCCUAUACGAUGACCUGACAACGUAAUAGUCUACUGGCAGGACGCUGAGACAUUGCAAUCACAGACUGUUGUGAAUUUCAUAAUUUUUUAAGAAAAUCCGUCCGUCUAUAUACAGUAUAUGAUGACCAUAUACCAUAUAUGUAUCUUUUCUUUGUAUCUUUCUUAGAACCAUAGUUAAUUUCACUGUUGAUUAUUUGGAAACAGUAUAGUGAUGAGUGAAUUUGGUUGGAAAGCUUCUCCUCGUUAUACCCAAAACAGACCCCCAUAGUUCCGAAGGACCGAGGCUUUGAAAACACAUACACUGUGCACUGGAACCGAAGCACAAAGCUACUUAUCGUGUCUACAAACCUUACCACUUUUGUAUUUUAUAUGUUUUAUUAGAUAUAGGAGUCAGUUAGAACACAGGGAAAAUAAUAAUAAGUCAUCACAAAGAAUUGUUGUAUGCAGUAAUUUUUAAUGCAGCUUUGUCCUGGUAUACUUUUAAAAGCAAUCUUGGGGUCCACAAUGAUUGUGUGUGAAUGUAUGUAUGUUGGAUGUCAAUGUUUAGAAGUGCUAAACGCCACAUGAUUUCCCCCCCAAAAAAACAUCAAGAACGAGGGCCAGAAGUCAAAAGGCAGAAAAGUCUUUGAAAGUUACGAGCUGUUCUGCGAUUCACAAACCCUGAUACGUCUCCUUGUGUGGGUAUUCCCACUCAUCUCAUAGUCUAACUAGGUUCAAAUAAACUAUUAUUUGUUUUUAGUGUUGCAUAUUGUAUUUGCAUAAGUAAAGUCGUCUUUUGUACUUCUGUAGGUCUAUUUGUUACAGUGCCAAGCUUUCUGUGCAGAUAUUAACUGUCUUAUGAAAAUGUGCUGCCCGAUGUGUACACAACAUCUACAAUAUAAAAGGGUCGCGCAUGCCAUCCGUAAAUCUGUCUUUAGCUAAACCCAUGUCAAAAGUCUAAGAGUCUUUCUAUGUCUGAUCUGUAGAAGAAUUAGUCUAUGAGCUGUGUAUUUCUGUGAUGGAAAUGGAGGGGCUUCAAAGAUUUUUUAUCGGUUUGUUUCUACGUGUGUGUUUUAUUUUAUGUCAAUGAACACCUUACCAGCAUUUGAAAAUAAAAAAAAUAUUUUAUUAAGACAACA